Messenger RNA from Lactuca sativa (garden lettuce), 1296 nucleotides. Its product is annotated as DNAJ heat shock family protein. NCBI's taxonomy places the organism in Eukaryota, Viridiplantae, Streptophyta, Magnoliopsida, Asterales, Asteraceae. The record is from RefSeq and is a predicted model, not a curated record. Gene Ontology annotation, cellular component: cytosol. Gene Ontology annotation, molecular function: protein-folding chaperone binding.
UGUCUUGAGUCGCCCUCCUUUCACACCAGCAUCAUGCGACCGAAGUUUCUUGAAUCACAUACACACCCAUAAAUCUCCAACAAACCUCAACAAGCAACCAUAGAUAUCCGUUGAGUUGUUGCAGGCAGCCAUGGGAGUGGAUUACUACAAGGUUCUUCAGGUUGACCGGAACGCUAAAGACGAUGACUUGAAGAAAGCGUAUCGAAAACUCGCUAUGAAAUGGCACCCGGAUAAGAACCCUAACAGCAAAAAAGAAGCGGAAGCCAAAUUCAAAACGAUCUCCGAAGCCUAUGAUGUUUUGAGUGAUCCUCAGAAAAGAGCAAUCUACGACCAGUACGGCGAGGAGGGUUUAAAGGGGCAGGUGCCCCCACCCGGCGCCGGUGGGUUUUCCGGUAUGCCAAGUGACGGUGGCUCAACGACGUUCAGAUUCAACCCUCGUAAUGCAGAUGACAUAUUCUCAGAGUUUUUUGGUUUCUCUAGUCCUUUCGGAGGGAUGGGGGACAUGGGAGGAUCACGAGCAGGACCAGGUGGGCAUUUUUCAAGAAACAUGUUUAGCGAGGAUAUAUUUUCUCAGUUUAGAGGUGGUGGUGGUGGUGAAGGAUCCGCCAGUAUGCCGCCUAGAAAAGGAGCUGCCAUUGAGCGGCCAUUGCCAUGUAGCUUGGAGGAUCUGUAUAAAGGAACAACGAAGAAGAUGAAGAUCUCCAGAGAUGCCACCGAUGCUACUGGGAGGCCAACAACAGUGGAAGAAAUUCUCACAAUAGAGAUAAAACCAGGGUGGAAAAAGGGUACAAAAAUAACAUUUCCCGAAAAAGGAAAUGAACAAAGAGGAGUAAUCCCUUCAGAUCUUAUUUUCAUAAUUGACGAAAAACCCCAUGCUGUUUUCAAAAGAGAUGGAAACGAUUUAGUGGUGACUCAGAAGAUAUCAUUAGCAGAGGCGUUGACUGGAUACAGUGCACAGGUGACAACACUUGAUGGGAGAAGUUUGACUUUACCGAUAAACUCUGUAAUAAGUCCAACUUAUGAAGAAGUGGUCAAAGGUGAAGGGAUGCCAAUUCCUAAAGAGCCCACAAAGAAGGGGAAUUUGAGAGUUAAGUUUAAUAUAAAGUUUCCUACAAGGCUUACUUCUGAGCAGAAAUCUGGGAUUAAACGCCUUUUGACUUCUUCUUGAAUUGGAGAUGAAGGAUCCCUUGAGUGUAUUUGGGGUUGGAAAAUGUUUAUUUAUGAUAUUUUAUGGAUAAAGUUUGAUAGAUUUUGUUUUUGGAUUUUGUGGUGUUGAAUAUGAUGAAUUUGGUAUUA